Babesia ovata is the source of this 1734-nucleotide messenger RNA. RefSeq lists its product as uncharacterized. The transcript has a single exon. The record is from RefSeq and is a predicted model, not a curated record. The coding region runs from base 1 to 1734 and encodes 577 amino acids. Lineage: Eukaryota; Apicomplexa; Aconoidasida; Piroplasmida; Babesiidae.
AUGAUGGGCAACUACGAAUAUACCACGGACAGCCGCGGGGCGCUGUACGAUGAUGACAGGCGCACCGAUGCAACCAAAUACGGACCAGAUAUGCGGGACAGCGUUAGUUCCAUGGCGCCACGCGGAGGACACGCUAGGACCAACGGGGUCACCUUCCAAGACAGCGUGGAGUGCGUGUGCGGCGCCAAACAGCACAUGCAACGACUGCAACAAGACAUUAAAAGGAGAGGAAAGCAAAUCGACCAAGACCAAUCUAAGGUCAGAAACAGAUUUGACGAACUCAGAAAAAGAGAACGUAAACUCAACGAUCUCGAGAAGGAACUGCUCCUCAGGGAGGAGGAAAUGAAGAGCUACAAAAUAUACCUGCAAGAUAAACAACAUAGCAUAAGCCAAAUGCAACAGCAGAAUGAUGCCGCACAACGUGAAUUGCUGCAAAGACUCGACGAAUGUGCGGUACUCGAGGAAGAGUGUAGGCGCAGGCUGGCAGAAUAUGAAAGUGGACUGGCUGACGUCGGGAAGAGAGAGGCAGCAGUUAACGAAACCGCCAGAUCGCUCAAUUCACGAAAGGACGAGAUUGAUAGGCUGGAGCACACGCUGCUAAUAGAAACUGACAGGUUGAAAGAGGUCCGUGAUCAGUGCGCCGCAGCGCGCGAACAGGUUGCGCAGGAGGUGAAACAGCACAGGCGGCGCAUGGAGGAAGAAAUCGAAGACGUAGAAGCACAGAAAAAGAAAAUCCUGGAUAUGGAAAAUACAUUCUUGGACGAAAAGGCAGCAUUCGAUGAUUACGUGAGAGCAAAGAAAAGAGAGCUGGAACAUAGAAUCAAGGAAGUCACCGAUUCCAACGACGCAAGUGAAGCCAUUGCAAACGACCUGAAAAAACGAGAGGAUGCGCUCAACCAUGACGUGCAGCGAUUGCAAACCGAGCGCGAGGAGAUCAAACUCGCCAGGGAAAAAAUAAAGGCCGAGUGGGAUAAAGUUAACCAGGCGCUGGAAGAAAUCAGAAACGCAAAAAGCGAGCUGAAGAGUAUCAAACGUGCCUGUACAAAACAGAAGCGUUUGUUUGACGACGAAAUCGAAAACCAAACGCGGCAGCUGCAAACGUCAGCGUCGGAACACUUCCACUACAACCAGUCCCCCAUCCCGCAUGAAGCAUACAUGGACAUAAAGCAGGCGGAAAUAGAGUUGCAAACACGCGCCAAGGAGGUAGAACUCGCUGCGGAAGAACUCAGGGCGAAGCAAUUGGAGCUCUCCGAGUAUGCGGCACAGCUCAAGCAGCGCGAAUUCACCAUCAAGGAAACCGAGCGCAAACUCGAACGGUACCAAGAUGCUCUCGACGCUCGUGAAAAGGAAUUGGAAGAGCUACAGGCGGAGCUCAUGAACACACGGAACAUCUCGCAGCAGCAAGAGGCGCAAAUGCAGGAGUACAAGGAACAGAUGGCCCUCCUAGCAAUCGAACGGAAUAGCUUAGAGGGGCAAAAGGCGCAGUUUGAGAGGCAUAGAUUAGCAAAAGAGGCUGAACUUAAUGCCGCGAGACAGCGACUUGAGAGAAAGGAACAGGAGCUAGAUGACAAAAUCGCCCGCUACCGCGGAAUCAAAGAUUCGCAACAGCUCGAGAACAGAAUAGAGGUCAUUCGGGGUGCACACCCGUCCAAAAAGGGAGCGAAUCGGCCAUUCUCCAUACCACCCAAGAAUGCUGGCGCAUCGCGUUCAAACUACUCGGACCACAUCGCAUAA